Molecule: messenger RNA, 2438 nt
Organism: Plectropomus leopardus (leopard coralgrouper)
Lineage: Eukaryota; Metazoa; Chordata; Actinopteri; Perciformes; Serranidae
Source: RefSeq, a predicted model, not a curated record
UGUGUUUGGACAAAUACUUAAGUCUUACUCCCCAACAAUGGCUGAGGCAAGGCAGAUUCUGAACGAGAUCAUCUUAGAAAACCUCCCUGAGCUUCUGACAGCAACAGACACUGAGAGAUCCAGUGAGCCCACUGAGGAUCAGAUUCGUCAGUGGAAAAAGACAUUGCGUCUGGAGAUCGCGUCAGUUGAAGAACUCAACUCUUCCUCUGAGGAGAGGGAGAAUCUACACAAGACCAUCUCUGAAAACCUCCCCAACAUUCUGAGAGAGAAAAAGCCUGAGAUCGAGGAUCAGAUUUCUGAUUGGAAAGUGAAAAUGGCUCUGGAGAACGUUCCAGAUGAAAAAGUGUUUGAAAAAAUACUCAACUCCUCCAACCCAGGGCUGGCUGAAGCAUGUUGGAUUCUGAACAAGAUCAUCUCUCGGAAACACUACAAGUUUUUGGGUGAAAUCUCAAAUCCCGAUCCAAUGCAAACCGAGGAUGUUUGGAAACAAGAAUUGGCUGAGGCCCAACCUAACAAACUGAAACCAGGGGACUUUGAAGUUAUGUUCAUUACUUUUGACUACGGAAUGAAAGACGAGGACCCAAUCUAUAAGAUGGAUUUCUACGGGAAGGACAACCCUGAAAAAACAUCCAAGAUUUUCAAAGAAAAUGUUUCCAAGCUUCUCCCAGUGCAGUUUUCUGAGCAGCUGAUCCGGGUUUACAGCAGGAAAUCAGAUAAAAAGAGUUUGCCCAUUGCCAAGGAGCACUUCGCCAGCUGGGCUCAAAGCAAAUGCCGGUAAUGCCAAAGAUGGAGAGAUAUGGAAGCAGGAGCAAAGAGGAAGAGGACAGAUGAUCCUCAUGGAUGUUCAUCUUCAGAAUGAAAGCCAAUGUAACAUCAUCUAAUAUAUUAGAGUCAAAAAGAGAAGGUCAGAGGAUCACAUAACCUGUAAAAAAUGAAAUCUAGACAGCAAGUAGUCAAAGUACUAAUAAAUUAUUUUUUAGUUAUUUUGAAACUGACAUUUUUCCCCACAAGACUGUUCCACUGGAUCUUAGGGUUCCCCACCUGCCAAAUCCCGCUUUAACCCCUGAGUACAGUGUCCUGCUUCAGUAAUGAUGAAGUGCAUUGCUCAGUGCAUUGCUCCUGUUAAUACUGACGCAUCUCUGUCUUUAUUUACAUGCAGGACAAAAAGAAAAAACAGAGCUCACUCCAGUGGUAAAAUAAGUUUUUAUGGAUAGAGAUUAACACAAACAAAAGAAAGAAACUGCUCCCUGAUAGUUAUUUGUUAAUUAUGUUUGAAAAUGAUUAAAUGUUCUUUAAGCUGAGUAUGUUAACAAAGCAACAUUUUAAUUUUGAGGACCCUAAAGGAUUAAACAUCAUUUCAUAACUUUUAAUUAGCUUUAUUUUAGACUGCAGCAGUAUAUGUCGCAAUGACCACGUUGCCAUAAUGUAAUUCUGGUGUCAACAAAUCAAGAAUGGUUACUUAAAAUGGCUUUGUCUAAAAAUGAACAUGUAUACAGCAUAUUUUAUAACCCAUCCCAUUUAUGCUUUUUUUGUGUAUUCUCCACGCAUGUCUUGUGAUCAGAGUGUGAACAUUUACUUUUAGGUUGAGGGUUUUUUCAAAUAUUUAAAGGUGUUUGGUUUUGACACUAAUCGUGUGAAGUAAUGUAGUCUGAUUAGAUAUUUUAACUUUGAGUGAUGUUUGAUUAGACGUUGUUUUUGGUGGUGUGGUUCCAGCUUUGUUGUUUUACUGUAUUGUUGCUCACUCACUGCAUUGGUCAUUACUUUUUUUAUAAUUCGUUCUUUAAAUUUGUUUGUAAAAUGUUACUUAUAUUGGCUGUAUCUUUUUUUUAGGAUUUUUUUUUCAAGCCCAAAGGGUUUAAAGACACAUUAUGUUUUCACCAAUGAUUGAAAGUUGUGUGCAAAUGCUGCCCAACAAAUAUGAUCCCAGUUGACUUCAUGGGGGCACCAUAAUUAAAGCUCAAAAUUUUGAACUUGAAAAGUCAUAACUCAAUAACAUUUUGUUCAAACAUUACCAAACUUGGUGGAUAUUUCAUAAUUAAAUUGUUGAAACAUGUCCCCAAAAGCAUGGCCUGGUGAAUAUAUAUCUAUAUUUUUGUCCUUAUUUUGGUUAUGAACGAUUUUACCUUUUGAAACUGCCUCUUGGGAGGCACUUUGCAUUUUAUCUAUCAAUAUGAAAUGAGACAACUAUGAUUACUAUUCUGAUUACAUUACGUAUAACUAUUUCUCACUGUACUCAUACUAUGUGGCUCAACUUACCUUCUUUAUUAUGUGCUUAUAGCGUGAAAACGAAUUUGAUAUAUAUAUAGAUAGAUACAUAUAUUACAGGUCUUUAAAAGGAAACCUACCAAAAGUUAUUAGAGCCUUUCAACUGUAUUCCUAAUAAGGUUGGUUGAUUAUAGAUUGUACUGUUCUGUUUGAAAUAAAACUCUUGGCUAACA